AUGGCUUUUGCAAAAGCCGUUGCAAACGCAACUGGGGCAGAAACAAUAAAAUUUUUAAUGGAAUUGAUAACAUCAUAUGGAGUUCCCAAAUAUUUUUGUAGUGAUAGAGGCACUCACUUUAAAAAUAAAGAAGUAGAAGAAACAUGUAAACUUUUAGGUAUUACACAAGUAUUCUCAAGUGCUUACCACCCACAAACAAACGAAAUACCAGAAAUAAUAAAAAAAGAACAGGAAAAACAAAAACUUGAUUAUGACAAAACCCAUAGAACAAUUACUUUUGAACCAGGUCAACAGGUAUUAGUAAAAUUUCAUUUUCAGGAGCCAAAUAAAACAAAAAAAUUAGCUCAUAAGUACAGAGGACCAUUUAAAGUAGUAGAGAAAAUAUCGGAUUCUGCGCGUAUAUAUUUGUGUAUACGAUUGACUGUAUACACGAUAUUUCUCGACGGAUUUGAGAAGUUUUUUUCGAAGUUGAUUUUCGACAACAAGCCAGGAAGAACGUUUUCUUCUUCUAACACAGUCAAAUUCAACGACAUUAUUGAAGCAUUGGACGGAAAGCAGAGGAAGUUCCCUGAAUCCAGAACGCGGUCAAUCUCGACAGCAACAUCGUUCAGAGCGAUAUCGAGAACAUCAACAGGGAAUAUGUUUCAGUACACAAUAAUAUGUAUGUUCAUCCUGAGAACAUGUAGUCCAAUGGAGCCACUGAGUAUCACUGUAUCAUCAGGGGCAUUUUUCAAUGAAAUCAAGGAAGCGAUUACCUAUGAUAAGAGCAUCCCUUUAAUAUAUACUCAAAAGACAAUAACAGAAGAAUCCAACUUUUCAAAUAACUUAUUGGAA
Molecule: messenger RNA, 834 nt
Organism: Sipha flava (yellow sugarcane aphid)
Lineage: Eukaryota; Metazoa; Arthropoda; Insecta; Hemiptera; Aphididae
Exons: 4
Biological process (GO): DNA integration
Molecular function (GO): nucleic acid binding
Source: RefSeq, a predicted model, not a curated record